CUCAGCCUCGGGCCAGAGACAUGCUGGACGCUGGCGUGAUCGUCGCUUUCGGCAGCGACUUCAACCCAAACGCCUACUGCUGCUCCAUGCCGAUCGUCAUGCACCUGGCCUGCGUCAAUAUGAGGAUGUCCAUGCCCGAGGCUUUGGCCGCGACCACCAUCAAUGCAGCCUACGCCCUCGGACGCUCCCACACACACGGAUCACUGGAGGUCAACAAACACGGAGACCUGCUGGUCCUCAACACCACACGAUGGGAGCAUCUGAUCUACCAGCUGGGAGGACAUCAGGAGCUCAUCCGUUACGUUGUCAUCAAGGGCAACGUCGUCGUUGAUAACGACAAAACCACGGACUUAUAACCAGAGAAGAACUGGUGGAGGCGCCAUCAAUAACUCUGAUAGAAAGCUCCUUGGUAUGGCUUUCUCGAUGACGCUUUACCAACAGAUCCACUGGGCAGGAAAGAGGUAUGACGCCUGAUGGGAUUAACACGAUUUUUCCAACGUGUUAAUAUUAGUUACAUAUUCACUUUUAUGUCAUAGUAAAAACAAGCCAGUUACAAUAUGUGCCACUAAACCCUUUUAUUUCACAUUCGUUCAGUCUGUUAAACUAGUGUUUCUAAUGGGUAGCAUUUGUAUUGUAAUGUCUGUUGUUAUUUUUAAUUUUUGAGAUUUGCCUCUGACAUUCAAAACAUAGAUAAAGGACUGAGUAUUUGGUUGUUAAAGGCCAUGCCUAUGGAAAGACACCAUUUUGAAUAAAAGCAUUCUUCAUAAAUAAAAUUUAAUGUGGUCUCUCGGAUUUAUAAUUA
Messenger RNA from Plectropomus leopardus (leopard coralgrouper), 802 nucleotides. NCBI's taxonomy places the organism in Eukaryota, Metazoa, Chordata, Actinopteri, Perciformes, Serranidae. The record is from RefSeq and is a predicted model, not a curated record.